Schistosoma turkestanicum is the source of this 867-nucleotide messenger RNA. The record is from the annotation of a GenBank genome assembly. Lineage: Eukaryota; Metazoa; Platyhelminthes; Trematoda; Strigeidida; Schistosomatidae.
AUGUUCAUUGUUCAAUGUAUAUUAUUUAUCAUUUUAAACACAUUGAUUCAAUAUUCCAAUAGUAGUACAAGUAGAAGUAGUAAUAAUAGUAACACUAUUCAACAUUAUUCAUUACUAUUAAAUAAAAAUGAUGAUUAUACAUUUCAAUGGUCAGUUGAUUAUGCGGAAGAAAAACAAUUACACUUUAAUAUUUGUUAUAAUUUGAAUAAUUUGAAUAAUGUGACCAAUCAACAUUGGUCGACAUUGAAUGAUCAAUUGAAAUUAUUCGGUGUUGGAUUUGGUCGUAAAGAUGAACCAGUAAAUUUAGAUAUGUAUAUGUUAUAUUUUCCAUUAUUUUAUGAAAAAUUACAUCAACGUAAUCAUGGCAAUUAUAAUAAUGAGAAUAGGAAAGAUGUUGAUUAUUUAUUCUUGGAAGCGUAUACUGAUGAAAAUGCAAUGUUACAUAUUAGGGAUUCUGUAGAAAGUCAAUUAUAUUCAGUGGAAUUUCCACAUAAAUGGAAACAUCAUAAUAUUCAUCAAAAUUUGAUUUGUUUUAAUUUUGGAAGAAUGGCAACUUCUUGUCGUGAGAAUGGCUAUAGUAUAGAUAAUCAAACCACGCAUCUUUAUCUAUUUCAUAGUACUACUACUACUAAUGAACAUUACAAGAAACAUGAUAUGAUUUAUGAAUUAUGGCUGGAUCGUUUAGGAUUAUCUUCUAUACUUUCAUUGAAUAAUUUAGACAUGAGAAAAAGAAUUUCUUAUCAGAAAAUUUUAUUACAAUUAAUUAAAAGUUCAACAUAUACUGAUUUCAAAAUGACUGAUGAUGUGAAAAUAUUUUCAGUUCGUGUUAAUCAAAAUUUUUAUGUAGAAUUAUAUACUUCUGCUUAA